AUGCAAACAGACGAAGAUAUACCACAAUUACCCAACAUUCGGCCACAAUACACAUACACAGCGCCAGUGUCACGUAUUCACGAACAAAGAGACAUCGAUGCCUUUGUCCAAACGAGGGCUUUUGAUCGCAUCAUGACCUUUGUCAUGUUGUUGAAUAAGAGUGUUAUGCAGAAAAAGAUAUCAGAUGCAUGUCAUAUAUCUCCUCAAACACAGCGCAUUUUAGACAUGCUGGACACAUUGGAUUCAUGGAUAGAUGAAUUUCCUCCGUUGGAUAACCCACAGCGAUUUGGAAACAAAGCCUUUCGAUCAUGGGCUGCAAAAUUAGUAGAGUCUUCCACAACUAUCAUGAAGAGCGUGUUAUCCGAGGAUUUACAUGAUGCUAUUCCUGAAUUGUCAGAGUAUUUGAACAAGGGGUUUGGAAAUGAGACUCGGAUAGAUUAUGGAUCUGGCCAUGAACUGAGCUUUGCUGCUUGGCUGGCUGGCAUUGCACUGCUGGGAGGAUUCACACCUGAUGACUAUCAAGCCAUCGUGUUGAGGAUAUUUGUAAAAUACCUAGAGUUGGUGCGUAGGAUACAGACGACAUAUACACUGGAACCCGCAGGCAGCCAUGGUGUAUGGGGACUAGACGACCACCAAUUUCUGCCUUAUGUGUGGGGGAGUGCUCAGUUGAUCAAUCAUCCUAGAUUACUGCCAAAAUCAAUUCUUCAGCGAGACACAGUGGAUGCAUUUGCAGACGACUACAUGUACUUUCGAUGUAUCCAAUACAUUUUGCAAGUCAAGAGAGGCCCCUUCUUUGAACACUCGCCCAUGCUGAAUGAUAUUUCAUCCGUCUUUUCCUGGAACAAGGUGAAUACAGGCAUGUCCAAAAUGUACGUUGCCGAGGUACUGAAGAAGGUGCCUGUGGUCCAGCAUUUCAAAUUUGGCAAUUUGUUCCCAUUCAACCGCUAA
Molecule: messenger RNA, 948 nt
Organism: Mucor velutinosus
Lineage: Eukaryota; Fungi; Mucoromycota; Mucoromycetes; Mucorales; Mucoraceae
Gene: cdc16
Product: CDC16 protein
Exons: 4
Coding region: 1-948 (315 amino acids)
Biological process (GO): mitotic spindle organization
Cellular component (GO): protein phosphatase type 2A complex; cytoplasm; nucleus
Molecular function (GO): protein tyrosine phosphatase activator activity; peptidyl-prolyl cis-trans isomerase activity
Source: RefSeq, a predicted model, not a curated record